UCUCAUAUAGGCUGUUGACCUCUGCAAGCGUGAAGUCCGUGUACUUCUUGGUCGGUGUCUCCAGCGCCACUGUUAAUGUUCCAGUGCCCGUCUUUCGAUAUUGCUUUAAGAUGUCUCGAAACUGUAUGUCAUUGAUGGGGUGCUCCGUCCCUCCGCUCUCAUGUUGAGGAGUUCCACGAGCAUGGAUGACUGCCAAUACAGCGUCACCGUCUUCUCUGUCUGGAUAUUCGAGAUAGAUGGUCGUUAAAAGGUCCUUGAUCGUCGUCGUCUCGGUGUUCCUGGUCUCCGAUUCGGGGGUUUGUGUGGAUGCAGCUAGUCGAAACAACGAAAAUGGCCAGCAUGUUGUCUAGUGCCUGGCUUGACUCGCGCACGGACCACCGGGGCCAGAACAGGGAUUACUUCUUAGAGAGAACUCACAGUUCUGGCCCUUGGCUAAACAUCCAGCUGAGGAGAGGAGGAGGACAUACCUUUGGGGCGCUCGACAAUGAUGAACGUACAGUACUAUCGUCGCCAGCGCUCCCGGGGAAUAGCUUGGAAAGCUGUGUUCUUGGGUUGCUCAGCCUCUUCUUUUCCUUCAGGGCGUCGAGCAGGACGGGAAGCUCAUCUUCUGCAUCCUCGCCAAUGGGGACUGUGGCUCGCCAGAGCACCAGGUCGUUGGCGUCGAGGUGCCCGAGCAUGCCGGGCAUUUCACUCUUGAUUGCUUUUUUGAAUUCGCCGAUGGGGUAUCUUCACUGGAAACGCAUUCGAUGCCAGCUCGCCGCUGAUGAGACAGAAGAGGGUGAGUGUGGUGGCCAUGGAGGGAAUGAGGAUGGUGAGAUGUGAGUUGUCUGGACGGAGCAAAACAUGAGGUGAGGUGUAAGAUGGAACAAUGUGACCAUGGAGUAAAACGCGAAUUUGUUUGUUGAUGAAGCGAGUCGAAGGUAUAAACGCAAAUCAAUAA
Gamsiella multidivaricata is the source of this 940-nucleotide messenger RNA. RefSeq lists its product as uncharacterized. NCBI's taxonomy places the organism in Eukaryota, Fungi, Mortierellomycota, Mortierellomycetes, Mortierellales, Mortierellaceae. Bases 307 to 822 code for a protein of 171 amino acids. The transcript has a single exon. The record is from RefSeq and is a predicted model, not a curated record.